GAGGAAUACACGGGGCGGUCGUCUGGCCAUCUUGCGGGACAGGUCUUGUGUGCCGCUGAAACCUUCCCUCAUCCGCGAGCAUCGGCCUUCCCAGCGCACAGCCACCAUGACGGAGCGGGAGGAUAACGUCUACAGGGCCAAGCUCGCUGAACAGGCGGAGCGAUAUGACGAAAUGGUGGAGGCCAUGAAGCUGGUUGCUUCAAUGGAUGUGGAGCUCACCGUGGAGGAGAGGAACCUGCUCUCGGUGGCGUACAAGAACGUCAUCGGGGCGCGGCGAGCCUCCUGGCGCAUCAUCUCCUCCAUCGAGCAGAAGGAGGAGAACAAGGGUGGCGAGGAGAAGCUGGAAAUGAUCAGAAAUUACAGGACACAGGUUGAGAAGGAGCUGAAAGACAUUUGCUCAGACAUCCUGGGUCUGCUGGACAAACACCUCAUCCCCACGGCCUCCUCCGGGGAAAGCCGCGUCUUCUUUUACAAGAUGAAGGGUGAUUACCAUAGAUAUCUUGCAGAGUUUGCCACCAGCAAUGACAGGAAGGCAGCUGCUGAGAACUCCCUGGUGGCCUACAAGGCAGCCAGUGAUAUCGCCAUGACUGAACUCCCCCCAACACACCCCAUCAGGUUGGGACUGGCGCUGAACUUCUCCGUGUUCUACUAUGAGAUUUUGAACAGCCCAGAGCGGGCCUGCAGGCUGGCCAAGGCAGCAUUUGAUGACGCGAUUGCUGAGCUUGACACCUUGUCUGAGGAGAGCUACAAGGACUCCACCCUCAUCAUGCAGCUGCUGCGGGACAACCUCACGUUAUGGACCUCAGACAUGCAGGGUGAAAGUGAGUCUGGGGCAGGAGCCGGUGGGGAGGGUGAGCAGAGAGAUAAGGAGCAGGUGCAAGAUGUGGAAGAUCAGGAUGUGAGCUAAUGUGGUGGUAGCCGUGGUGACCCUCCCCUCCCAUCCCCCACCCCCUCCACCACCACGCUGCCACCUCCACCACUACCACCACCACCACCACCGCUGCUGCUGCCACCACCACCACCACCUCUCUCCCUCCUCGUCCUUGUCCUCCUCCUACCGUCCCUUCCUCUCCCAGUGUCUUCAUCCACCCCCACAACAUCCACAACCACCACCCCUGCACACAAUGGAGCUCCACCACCACCACCUAUCACACCACAACCACCACUUGAAUCUCUCUCAGCCACUGCCCCUCUCAAGAUGUUUAUGUGAAGUGUGUACACCAAUUAAUAUUAUUAUUAAAAAAAAGUGUGUGCAACAGAGAGACCUACUGGAGUGUGAUAUAGAAGUUGCUUGUUUAUAGAGAUGCAAUUGUUUUCCCCUUCUGUACCCCUCACCCCCCUCCCAAUCCAUCCAUCUAUUCCACCUGUUUUUGUGUGUUAUAAGUUUUCUCUCAUUUCUUCAGCCUUUGUCUUUGCUUGCGGAUACAUUCAUUCAAAAGGAUAAAAUACCAAAAAGUUUUAGAGAUAUAUAUUGAGGUGUUAUUCGGUGCCAGAGGAACAACUUAGAACACAACACAAGCAGGCUUAGUGCUUGCUUCUGUUUCCUUCCUACUAGAGAGAGAGAGAGAGAGUGUGUGUGAGUAGCUUUCUUCCUUCUCCUGUGAGUCUUCAGUUUUAAGUUUGUUUCCCUUACAUGGACUUCACCCUAUGCAUUACCCCUUUCAGCCAUUCCUUCCUGACUUCAUCAUUCCAGAAUGAUAGUAAUAAUAACAUAGGAAAUAUUGAUUAUUCUUGACUUGUAAGUACUUUUUAUUUAAUAUUAAUGAUUCAAUUUAAAUUCUGGUUUUGUUUUUUUCCUUAUUGCAUUCUUUUGCUUUUUUAUGCAGUUUUUCACCACAUCAUUACAUCAUUUUAAUAUUAAUUUUUAAUAUUGAUAUGUAUUAUAAGUGUGUAGCUGCUGCUGAUGUGUGUAUUUAUUGUUAAAAGACUGGAACUGUUUAGGAAAGUCUGCCUGAUUGUAAGGCUUUCCUUUUAAUUUUCACCCUCGAUUGCCUCGAGGCCUCCUCUUCCCCUCCCUCAGUGUGACUUGCAUGCUCUCGGAGUAUUAUUUUGUUGAGGUGGAUCAUCCAUUUCACAUUCCUCAUACGUCCCAUCCCCUCCCUUUUUAGUGUUUGGUGUUAAGAAGUGGAUUUGGUGUGUUGCUGGAUUUUAGCAGUCCAAGAUCACAUUCUUCAUUGUUUGAGUGAAUGCAUACAUGUUGUGUGUGUGUUUGGGUGAGAUUACAUACACAUGCCCUAUGAACUUGUAUACACAUGGCCGAAAUGAAAUGAUACACAUCCAUGAAACUUCAUUCAACCCACCUGAUUCCUUUAUUCAGUCUUGCAUUGUGUAGUCUUAUUGAAAGGUGCUGGUAAAUGUUUGCAUAUAAGUACCCUUUUUGCCUUUACAUACUAACCAAACUAACUUGUUUCAACCUGUCACGAAGACUUAAUUUUUCCCCCCCUUUCCCCUCCCAUCCCCAUGCUAUAAGUGUUUAAAAGUUACAGAUUUUACAAGACGGUGUUCGGGGUUCAAGUGAGCAAUUGACGAAAGUGUAGGGCCCUUGAGUUUAAUGGUUGUCGGCACUGGUGUUCGUUGUGGUAGGGAAGGCCAUUGUGGUGGUGGUGUGGAGGUGGUGGUGAUUGUAUUGGCUGGUUAUCUUCCUUUUUUAUUGUAUCUAACUUUUAUCACCUUUCAUACCAUGUCACUUGUUUCUUCCCAUUUCACUUCACUUUUCACCCUUCACUUGAACAUUUCUUUGACUACUUUACAGCAGGAAACUGGUACCUUUCUCUCCCUCCUUUCCCUCCCAUCCCCUUUCCUUCCCCUCUCUCCUCCCUGUUCCCUGGGUCACUCCUAGUCACUUGUAGAUGCAAAAGCUUUAACCCCCUACUCUGCCCCCUUACCCUACCUCCUGCCACAAAACUUAGGCUUCUGUUGUGUCUAGUGUAAAUGUUGCAACUUUGGGGAAAGAAACUAUGAAAUUUUUCUUCUGAAUACUCAAGACUUGAAAACUGCUGCUGCUCAUUUGACUUUCCUUUCCCUACCCAUGUCAAUGCCUCUCCUUAACCUGCCAUUAUUCCUAACACUGCCUCACACUCUUAAUUUAUUCAGCGUUUGUUAUGAAUAUUGUUUGUUUUUUAUCUUUUUGUUGCUACCAUGUACCCUUACAGGUGUGUGUGUAUGUGGUAGGAAGUUAGGUUCUUAAAGGAUGUCAGUGGAGGAACUUGAUUUUAUAUCUCGCAUUUUGUAAAUCUUCAUUUUUUGCUAUAAUUGCGGAAUGUGGGGUUGGAGGUGUCUUGGUGGUGCUUCUGUGGGAUAAAUAUCAGUUAGUUGUUUAAAGGAUAAUUGUCAUCAUUGCCGCUGUCUUUAAUGUUAUAUUUUUUACUGGCGUCUGUACCACCGCCACCUCUUUGGUCUUUGUCGGUGUGUCAUCCAUUUCUAAUUAAUGACCAGUGCUGCUUAGACCAAUAUUUUCGUUUUCUCCCCUGCCCCCGCCCCUCCCAGUCUUAAACAUUCCAAAGUGAGCAUUUGUUCUUGCGUGUGUGUGUUCUUUUUAGUCUAAUCGUCGUGGGCAACAGUCGAGCAAUAUGUUUCCAGUUUCUGUCUCAGGCCGGUCACAGUUAUACAUGUUUUUAAACCAAAGUUACUGGUCUUCAAAUUGCCAGUAGCCAUCCUCGCCCCUCCCUGCACUAAAAUACCACACUGCCUCCCCUGCUCCUCGCCCCGCCCCCUCCUCAGUCCCCUGGUGCUAGGUAAAAAGAUUGUGGCAAUAAGUGAUGAUGAAAGGAAACCAAAAAAAAACAAAAAACAAAUUACAGACAUGUGAGGAAGGGAAACAAUGAGCACUAAAAUCAUUAUCAUUCUUAGAUCAGGUGUAUUUGCAGGUGCAGCUUGAAAAAAAAAAAAAUUAAAAAGGAGUAAAGUAGUAGUGUCAGUGUACAGUCUAGGAUGACAGCUGUGUGUGUGUGCAAACAUGGUAGCCUGGUCGAUCUGUGUGUACAGUAAACCAGUCGUGUGUGUAUGCAAGUGUGCGUGUAUGAAUGGGUGCUGUGCGAGACUGCUUACAAGUUUUAUUUAAGUGUUUCCUGUGUGUACAGAGGAGUGCAUCACUGUAGUACUGUAGUAGAGGCUUGCUGGCUGCUGCAACACAUAACACACUGCAACAAAGAUUAGGGUGAAUGAUGCAAAAAAAAAAUUAUCGUAGGCUUAGAAAUUUCUUUGUACAACGCCCCCUUUCCCCUCCCUCCCCCUCCCUUCAGCUCCUGCCUCCAACCCCUCCCCAUCCCUGCCCCCACCCACCCCCUGCAGGAACCCAAAUUUUAAGUACAGUACUACCCGCAAUACCGCAAUCUCAUUGGUUAUUGUCAUGCUGUAUUUUUUACUACAUAACAUUGCUACUACUACUAUUACUAUUACUACUACACGCCAUGAGUUGUGAGUCUUGCUAGAAUGUGCCCCUUCUAUGUACAUACUAAAUUGUGAUAGGUCAUGCACACCUCUCAAGCGCACUUGCAUGUUAAAGUGUUUGAUUAAAGCCUCCAUAUUCUCUAC
Molecule: messenger RNA, 4533 nt
Organism: Eriocheir sinensis (Chinese mitten crab)
Lineage: Eukaryota; Metazoa; Arthropoda; Malacostraca; Decapoda; Varunidae
Gene: 14-3-3epsilon
Product: 14-3-3 protein epsilon
Exons: 6
Coding region: 107-907 (266 amino acids)
Biological process (GO): signal transduction
Cellular component (GO): cytoplasm
Source: RefSeq, a predicted model, not a curated record